This is a messenger RNA of Megalobrama amblycephala (Wuchang bream), 4209 nucleotides long. RefSeq names its product WD repeat domain 26a (gene wdr26a). Gene Ontology annotation, cellular component: GID complex. The record is from RefSeq and is a predicted model, not a curated record. Gene Ontology annotation, molecular function: protein binding. Gene Ontology annotation, biological process: proteasome-mediated ubiquitin-dependent protein catabolic process. The coding region runs from base 393 to 2156 and encodes 587 amino acids. The transcript has 14 exons. NCBI's taxonomy places the organism in Eukaryota, Metazoa, Chordata, Actinopteri, Cypriniformes, Xenocyprididae.
UGUGACGUCAUCGCGUACCGACGUCCAUAAUGGACUUGCAGCUGUUCAGUGACAAACAAUAACAAGAGCAGCGAGCGAACGGCAGCGGCUUCCGUGUCUGUAAUCGCACUGAUAUUAAGCCCGUGAGGCAUCUCGACUCUGACAUUGUCGGCGAGGAAACUCUGGCCUCCGCUGCCUCUUCCUCCGACUCGGAAACCGGCGGAGCUUCGCCGCCCCCGCGGAAGAAAAGCCGAGUCUCGGCGGCGGAGGGAGCAGGAGAGAGCGGGGCGUCUGCUGCCGGGAUCACGGGCCUCUCUGCGGCGUCUCUCCCAACCCCCCACCAGCACUCGGCCAUCCGUCUUAAUAACAGCUCGCAGUCGCGCAGAUCCGCCAGUGUAAACGCGUUUUAUAACAUGCAGGCCAACGGGACGGGAGGGCAGGAGCCGGAACCGCAGAUGUCCUGCCGGAACGGAGAGUCCUCGUCCUCCGUCGCGGGAGCGGUGCACUCCAACGGGCUGCUGUCCUCCGCUAAUAACGGGCUGCCGUCCACCGAGAGCCCGGCGCCUGACACCAGCAUGAAGAAGAAGAAGCGACUGUCUCAGAGCGACGAGGAUGUGAUCAGGCUCAUAGGACAACAUCUACACGGGCUGGGACUCAAUCAAACUGUGGACCUAUUAAUGCAGGAAUCGGGCUGUAGACUUGAGCAUCCUGCUGCUACCAAGUUCCGGAAUCAUGUGAUGGAGGGAGAGUGGGAAAAGGCUGAGAGUGACCUCAAUGAGCUGAAAGCACUGAUGCAUUCACCGAGCGCUGUGGUGCGGAUGAAGUUCCUGCUCCUGCAGCAGAAGUAUUUGGAGUAUCUGGAGGACGGGAAGGUUCUAGAAGCGCUGCAGGUUCUCAGAGCCGAGCUCACGCCCCUGAAGUACAACACUGAACGAAUCCACGUCCUCAGCGGGUACCUGAUGUGCAGUAAUUCUGAUGACCUGCGUGCUAAAGCUGAGUGGGAAGGGAAAGGGACGGCCUCACGAUCCAAACUCCUCGACAAGCUUCAGACAUACCUGCCCCCGUCUGUGAUGCUGCCGCCCCGCCGUCUGCAGACUCUGUUGCGUCAGGCAGUGGAGCUGCAGAGAGAUCGCUGUCUCUACCACAACACCAAACUGGACAGUGGACUGGACAAUGUGUCUCUGCUCAUAGACCACGUGUGCAGCAGGAAACAGUUCCCCUGCUACACCCAGCAAAUCUUGACAGAGCACUGCAAUGAAGUCUGGUUCUGCAAAUUCUCCAAUGACGGCACCAAAUUGGCCUCGGGGUCCAAAGACACAACAGUCAUCAUUUGGCAGGUUGACCCCGAAACUCAUCAGCUCAAGCAGCUGAAGACUUUGGAGGGUCAUGCCUAUGGGGUUUCCUAUCUGGCCUGGAGCCCUGAUGACACGUAUCUGAUAGCCUGCGGCCCAGAUGACUGCUCAGAGCUCUGGCUGUGGAACGUUCAGACAGGGGAACUGAGAACCAAAAUGAGCCAGUCCCAUGAGGACAGCCUGACCAGCGUGGCCUGGAAUCCAGACGGCAAGCGUUUUGUUACCGGAGGUCAGCGAGGCCAGUUCUACCAGUGUGAUCUGGAUGGGAACUUGCUGGACUCCUGGGAGGGUGUUCGUGUGCAGUGCCUGUGGUGUUUGAAUGACGGUCGAACAGUGCUGGCCUCUGAUACACACCAGCGUAUCCGUGGAUACAACUUUGAAGAUCUGACUGACAGGAACAUAGUUCAAGAGGACCACCCUGUAAUGUCCUUCACCGUGUCAAAGAAUGGAAGAUUAGCUCUGUUAAAUGUCGCAACUCAGGGAGUUCAUCUGUGGGACUUGCAGGACCGGGUAUUAGUCAGGAAGUACCAAGGUGUGACUCAGGGCUUCUACACCAUCCACUCCUGUUUUGGUGGCUACAACGAAGACUUUAUUGCGAGUGGCAGUGAAGACCACAAAGUUUACAUCUGGCACAAGCGCAGCGAGCUGCCCAUAGCUGAGCUGACGGGUCACACACGCACCGUUAACUGCGUGAGCUGGAACCCGGUGCUGCCGGGCCUGAUGGCCAGCGCCUCCGAUGACGGCACCGUAAGGGUCUGGGGUCCCGCCCCCUUUCUGGACUCCCAGGAGACCGAGGGCCUAACUGGUAUGAACCUCCUCAUCUGACUGGACAAUGCUCCUAGUUUGAUAAUGCUACAGCAUGGACAGUUGAUGUUGACUCUGGAGCAGAUGUCCACUUUGGAAAACAUACAGUGAGACACACUAUAGACUUUGUGAAUGAAAAAUGACAAAUGAAGUAAAUCUAACGGCAGAUGGAUGUUUUUUCCUGGCGGUUUCACAUCCCCCACCCGCAGCGCAGCGGAGACGCCGUUUCACUCGAACAACAUGAAGCCGUUGCGGCGCCUCGAAACGGACACGCCGAGGACACGCCCCUCCUCGGCUUAAGCCCCUCCUCCUCCUUUCUACACUGCAUCCUGAGUGGACGACUGCCUCCUGAACCCACAUGCGCGCACACACACACACAAACACGGACAAACAACGUUAUUUAUUACGGCUUUAAUUUAUUAUUGUGAAUGAAUCAAGGCCACAGGCUUGCUUUGUGUUCUGUACGAUGUUCACUUCAGCCAAGGGACAAAAAAAAAUGCUUUUCCGGCAUGUGCGAACUUCUCCGUGGUCUCAAAGACGCACGCGUUAACGGAGAGCAAACAAAUCAUAUCCUUGUUUUUCAGCAUGAACUUCUUUAAGCCACCUCGUAUGCUUGAAAGUAAGUGUCUUCACCAGCAGAGAUAUAAGAUAUCGUUUUCCUUUCCCUCUGAGACCCACGGCAUUUUUAAAUGACUGAAUUUACAGGCAUUUUUAACAGUUAGACAUUCGUUUCGAUUCGAAAAUUCCAGUCAUGACCCCGAUCCGCAGUUUUUUUUUUCAUUGCUUAUGGUACUUUAUUAUGCUCAUUUUGAGAGGGGGAAGGUUUUCUAGAGGUGAUGGAUUAUUAAUCUUUAUUCUUGAGAUGAGCCGACGUGGAAAGAUGGUUAUUUUUUGGUAACGGGGUUGAAAACGCACCUGCGACCCAUGUAGGCUUGCUAUAGUCGUCUUGCUAAUGACACACAAAUGAGCUGAUGUCACGUUCCACAUGUAAAUAUCAGCCUGCAGCGUGCAAACUUUGACUUCGUAGGUGUUUGUGACUUGGUCCAGGUCAUUUUUGCAGUGAAAGUACAGGCUGUUGGUGUGAGAGGAGUGAUUUUGUGACGGUAAGUACGACUGCAUGUUGAACGAACGGACUCUCAAAUAUGUUUGUUUCCAUCAUGUUCGUUGCGUCAUAUUCUCCUCUUGGGUCUCGUUUCCUCUUUCAUAUUAUCACAUCUGGACUUUUUAUGUUUUUUUUAACGCUUUUCUGGACAUGUAUACGAUUAUUCAUCAGCUAUGAUUUUCUUAGUUUUAUUGCUUUUAUUUUGGGUUGAUUUAUAAUUUGUUUGGCUUUUUUCCCUCAUAUUAUCAUAUAAAGGAUGUCUUGGCAAGUGGCCUCUUAAAUGCUUUUUUCUAUUUGUGAAUUUCUUAUACUUUCGUACCAUAUUACGCAUUAGUACACGCAGGUGUACCCUGAAAUAAUUUAGGUAUUCAUCAGUCGAGCGAAAGAAACUUUGCCUACUAUGAUUUAUUCUGUAAUUAUGUGCUCUUCAUAUACAUAUAUAUGAAGAAUCUAUAGAAUAUAAAUAUAUAUAUAUAUAUAAAACAUACGUGUGUGUAUUUCUUGCCAUGUAUCCUCCCUUACAAAUGUUAACCGUUUCUCACCUGCAUCAGGUAAACUCCUUGUACAGGUUAUUCGUACCCUGACCAGCCAGACCUGUUCCGUUAGCGAGGAUUGACGUGCACAAGCGAAAAGAAAGAACAGGUGCAUGCAGAAACACCCUCACACGUGUGGAGAUAUCACAGAAUCGUGGUGUUGUACGUUCUGGUUUAUGCAACUGAACUUUCCUUUUCUUCUGGAUAUUUGUGUUUCAUUUCAGUCUUAGUUUGACUUUAUGUGCUUGAGCCGGCGGGGCAACGGUAGCGCCCUGGGUGGAGUUCUGGUGGAGACUUAAGUUUAUUGCAGUCAGGAUCUGAGGAUCUGUUUUGCAUUUCAGUGUGUUAUUAUUCUAAGUGAUUGUACUAUUAUGUAAUGUUCUGUAGGAGAGGUGUUAUGUAUACAUACUUUCAAUAAAGCAUUCAGGGUUUUAAACUA